This is a messenger RNA of Panicum virgatum (switchgrass), 742 nucleotides long. RefSeq lists its product as uncharacterized. NCBI's taxonomy places the organism in Eukaryota, Viridiplantae, Streptophyta, Magnoliopsida, Poales, Poaceae. Bases 124 to 543 code for a protein of 139 amino acids. The transcript is spliced from 2 exons. The record is from RefSeq and is a predicted model, not a curated record.
ACUUUUCUCUAGAAUCAGCACGAGCCGGCCACGGCAGAACAGAGCGCGAAGGGGAGGAAACCUCCAGGCUGAGAGCCGUAGAGGAGCAUCCCGUGGAAAGGCGGCGGCGGCGGCCGGUGGGAGAUGUCGAUCCUGUGGGAGAAGAGCGCUGGGUGGCGGUGGCUGGUGUGGCGGAUGCGUGACUCGAAGCCCUUCUUCUUCACCUUCGCGGCGCUAUGCGGCGUCGUCCCCGGCGUGAUCGGCUAUGGCGUGAUGCAACUCACCAGCUCCCGCAACGAGCAGCUCGAGUCCCAACUCCGCUCCACCGCCCGACCCGAGACAACAAUGAUGGGGCAAGUCAACAGGGAGAGACUGGCCGAGUUUCUUGGCGAGCUGCAAAGGAAAGAGGACACUAACGACAGAUACGUCGCCGCUCUGAAAGGGGAGACGCUGACUAGGAAACGCUACGAACGCAUCCAGCCCGUUCCUGCCCCUGCCCAGGCGCAAGCGAGCCAGGAGACCGCCAAGGCUGCUAGUGCCGAGGAGAAACCCAAAGCCAAGUGAUUCGCAAUUAGUGUCACUAGAAAUCAUCGAACAUAAACGGAACUUCAGCUCCAUGAGUAGCCAGAGCUUGCAAACGUCGCAGUUGUGGAGUCCUCGAGUAACAUCGCAACUGCUGUUAGCUCUCGUGGACGGUUUUGAUCUCUGUACCCAUACUGUGAUCGAAUAUUUUGGCUGAAUGAACACGGUACAUUUCUGCGGC